Medicago truncatula (barrel medic) is the source of this 863-nucleotide messenger RNA. RefSeq names its product rubredoxin. NCBI's taxonomy places the organism in Eukaryota, Viridiplantae, Streptophyta, Magnoliopsida, Fabales, Fabaceae. Bases 125 to 676 code for a protein of 183 amino acids. Gene Ontology annotation, cellular component: chloroplast. The transcript has a single exon. Gene Ontology annotation, biological process: alkane catabolic process. Gene Ontology annotation, molecular function: electron transfer activity; iron ion binding. The record is from RefSeq and is a predicted model, not a curated record.
GGGUUACCUUAUCCAAGCGUGUUUCCAUCCCAACAACACAUUACGAUGAUAGGUUAUCGUCCACACCUCCUCUGUUCAACUUCACUGUCACUACAACUCUAACUUAUUCAAACUAACAACAACAAUGGCUGCUUCCACGUUCCAUCUCUCAACUCCUUUCUCCCAAAUCCAUCCUCUCAAACCCAAACUCCAUUACACCAACCCCUCCCUUUUUCUCCUCUCCAAAACCCAUCACUCCAACAAACUCAAACCCCUUCAUCCACGAAAAUUCACUUUAAACUCCGUAGACAUCUCAAAUGAAGAAGACACAACAUCGGAGUCUGAAAAACCUGACUCAGAAAAACGUCGUUUAGAAGAAAAAUUCGCUGUGUUGAAUACAGGAAUCUAUGAAUGUCGUUCAUGUGGUUAUAAAUAUGAUGAAGGUGUAGGUGACCCUUCGUAUCCAAUUCCACCUGGUUAUCAGUUUGAAAAGCUUCCAGAUGAUUGGAGAUGUCCCACUUGUGGUGCUGCACAAAGUUUCUUCGAAAGUAAAAGUGUUGAAAUUGCUGGUUUUGCUCAGAAUCAACAAUAUGGACUUGGUGGAAAUUCUCUCACUGGUGGUCAGAAAACUGUGCUUAUUUAUGGUACUUUGUUGUUUUUCUUUGCCCUUUUUCUCAGUGGCUACUUCAUACAAUAGUGUUAUUAUUCAUUCUCAUCUUAUCAAUCAAAUUACUUCUCUCAUUUCUGAAUUUUUGUUGGAUUGGAUGCGUAUUUAAAAUUGGAAUGAGUAUAAGAUACUAUCUGUCCAAUACUUUGUUGGUGACAAGUGUAUGUAAUGUUGUUAAUAAUACUUAACCGUAAGAGCCAAGUAUGAGGAUUAUCAA